Messenger RNA from Daldinia caldariorum, 1247 nucleotides. RefSeq lists its product as uncharacterized. Bases 232 to 681 code for a protein of 149 amino acids. The record is from RefSeq and is a predicted model, not a curated record. NCBI's taxonomy places the organism in Eukaryota, Fungi, Ascomycota, Sordariomycetes, Xylariales, Hypoxylaceae. The transcript has a single exon.
CUGUGUCAUGACGGAGAUUAGCUCGAGGUUACCGACGGAGCGAUGACAUGGUGGCGAAGAGACUAUCAGAUUACCUUGUAUAUAAUGUGGUCUAUAUAAAUGAGAAGCCUCGCACAUCUAGCUGACGCUGAUAAGGAGUACUUGUACUUAAAUAAUUGAAUUGUCAUUAUCAGCUAAGAGGUAAAAACCAAUAAGCUUUUCUUACCCGAAGCUCGUUGAAAUCCGCACCCCAUGUCACCACCGUCGAGGGAGCAGCUCUUGCAAACAGCCAAACUCUUCAUAGAGGCGUUCAACGAGUUCACGCCCGAAUCAGUCAUUCGAUACUGCAGUCCUACAUGCAGGCACAGAAUAGCCCCGGACACGCUGAAGUCCGCGCCGCAGAGCAACGCCGAGUACGCGGAGCUCAUCGCGACGAUGAAUACCGUGAUGCCGGCAAUCCACCUCCGGAUUGUGGACGAGGGAGAACCGAUUGUGGACGAAGUCACCCGCAAAGCCGUGCUGCAUUUGAAAUCGAGGUCCGAGACGGCUGUGGACUUAUAUGAGAAUGAGUAUGUUUGGAUCUUAACAAUGAGCGAAGAUGGUAAAUCUGUCGAUGACGUCUUGGAAUUCGUGGAUAGUCUGUAUACGAGCGAGGAAGUACCGAAGCUUAGGAAGGCGAUAGAGGAGAUGGCUAAGAAGUGAACGGUGAUAGUUGAAUAGGCUUGUGGAGUUGAACUUAUUCAAACCUUCCCCCCUUUUUUCUUUUUCUAGAGCCAUGCGGGCCGUAACGGGACAAGAUUACCCCCAUGGUCCGAUUAGCGACUUAGUUAACGAAUACCUAUGACGAAAUCUUCUAGACCACUUCAUACGAGCAUUGUUUACAUAGUAUACACGAGACAACCGCAUACUCGCUUUGUUAACGUUUGAAGUCAUGUAGCACUUAUUGAAUUUUGAAGGUUCUUAGUUGAGACUCAGCCACUGAUGAUUUCCAUCGUCACCUAGAUAUUACAAUCUACGUCAUGACUUACACUCUUACUCAAGCCACGUUAUCUUUCGGAAUUGAUGAACAACAUGCUUGCCUGGGUGAGAUGCUCAUGGGGGUUAGUGGACAUCGAGACUUCAAGAUAUGAGGUAGGUAAGAUCGAUGCAAUCUUUAUUGCAUACCCCAAUAUCGUUUAAAAUCUUAGAUGCGUGAAGUGUCGCUAUGAUGCCCUAUUGGUACGGUUAUGCAGAUGAGUAUAAGGCUUUCCUGAGAUGGUUGAUAAGCA